GUUUUGACGAGCCAUCCAAGCGCAGACCUAAGCUCUAUCAACAAAAAAAAUUCCCAACACGAAUAAAGUCGCGAAAUUCAAAGUCAUGCAGAUGCUCAGCUCCUCCUUUUCCUCCUCCUACGCCGUCGCCGCCCUUGCGAUCUGCUGCCUCAGCGCAGUUGCAGCGCAGCCGCAGCGCGGUCUGCCCCAACCGCGUUCCAACUCGUUUGAUGCGAAUGCCGCGAUAUUGAAGCAGAACUUUGAUCUGAAUCCGGAUGGCUCCUAUCAGUACAACUACGAGACGAGCAAUGGCAUUCGCGCCGAUGAGGCGGGUUACCUGAAGAAUCCCGGCUCGCAGAUUGAAGCUCAGGUGAUGCAAGGCUCGUAUUCGUACACUGGACCCGAUGGCAUUGUAUACACCAUUACCUACAUUGCCGACGAGAAUGGAUUCCGCGCCGAAGGUGCUCAUAUUCCAACCCCACCUCCUGUUCGUCCUGUUGGCGGCCCCGGCAGAUUCUUCAAAUAAUUAUUGUGACCGUGGAAAUUAAUUCGAUUAACUUGUAAUUCGAUUUACUUGUAUGAUAGCAUUGUCGAUGGAGUUUCAGGGCAACAGGCUCAGUUGGUCAUAAGCAGACAAAUUCACAGACCUCUUAUCGCUUCUUCACUGUACUAUAAUUUACUCAAAAACACACACAUACACACCUUCACGUUUCCACCAUCACAAGCAUUUGUUGUGUGUAAUUAUGCAUUUUCCCUUUUAUCAAGUUUCCAAUCCUUACAUCUACCUAGACCAUAACGAAUUGUGUAAAAUAUGUUCUGUACAUAAUGUAAGAUUUGAUUGUUAAAUGUCGAUAACGAUAACGAUAACGCAAGCUACGCAAUAAACAAAUAUUGCUCGAAA
Messenger RNA from Drosophila innubila, 880 nucleotides. It is a transcript of the gene Cpr47Ea, whose product is annotated as cuticle protein CP14.6. The transcript has 4 exons. The record is from RefSeq and is a predicted model, not a curated record. Lineage: Eukaryota; Metazoa; Arthropoda; Insecta; Diptera; Drosophilidae. Gene Ontology annotation, molecular function: structural constituent of chitin-based larval cuticle. Gene Ontology annotation, cellular component: chitin-based extracellular matrix. The coding region runs from base 86 to 505 and encodes 139 amino acids.